AUGGCAGGAAGAACCCGAGGAGACGCAUGGAAGAACAGUCCAAUUACACGGUUUUCAUGGAGUGGCAAAACCAUUGCACUGGAUCGAAAUUCGAUAACACUGCCUCCAUGGGUGGCAGUAGGGGAUCCAUUGAGUGGCAAAACCACCCUACUGGAUCGUAUGACAUUGAAAUUGAAUAAGUUGGGAUACAGAUACAUGAUCGAUUAUGAUAUCGCAAUCUUGGUUCUUGAUAUUACUAUUUACUUACAACAACAAACAAUUCGAUUGAUCAAUCUUUUACAAACAUGGAACUCAAGAUUCAUUGUCGCCUUGAAUCGCCUCGACAGGUUUCAUGGAUGGAAAACAUGCAGUAAUUCUCAAUUUCUUUCAUCAUUUAACCUCCAGAGUAAGGUCGUUAAACAUAGGUUUUAUGGAAGGCUCAAAGAGAUUAACUCUCAGUUCAAAGAACUUGGGAUAAGUACAUGUUUGUAUUGUUGGAACAAAGAAAUAGGAAAAACUGUCAGCCUUGUGCCUACAAGUGCAAGAAGUGGUGAAGGAAUCCUUGAUAUGAUAGAACAAUUGAUUUUAUUGAGCCAGAAAACUAUGGUUGAGAAAUUUCAUGCCAGGGAAAAAUUUAAGUGCACUAUUUUGGAUGCAAGCAGAAGCGCUAUCAAUGUUGUUUUACUUAAUGGUGUUCUUCAUGAAGGAGAUCAAAUAAUUGCCUGUGGAAAGCAGGGGCCAAUUGUUACCACAAUUCAAGUUUUAUUGACACUCCCGCCAAUAAAAAAACUUGGUGAUAAGGCUCAUCAUAUUCGUCAUGAAAAAAUCAAAAGUGUUAAUUCCGUCAAGAUAAUUGCCAAGGGGCUUGAACAUGCUGUUGUUGGCACUUAUUUAAAUGUGGUGAAGCCUGCCCGAGACUAA
This is a messenger RNA of Vicia villosa (hairy vetch), 900 nucleotides long. RefSeq names its product eukaryotic translation initiation factor 5B-like. Gene Ontology annotation, molecular function: GTPase activity; GTP binding; translation initiation factor activity. Lineage: Eukaryota; Viridiplantae; Streptophyta; Magnoliopsida; Fabales; Fabaceae. The record is from RefSeq and is a predicted model, not a curated record. The transcript is spliced from 7 exons. Bases 1 to 900 code for a protein of 299 amino acids.